AUGGCGGAUUGGGCAGUGUUGUGGAAGGAGGUGGCGGGGGGCUUCAGGGCCAUGGACCUUGCUGUGGCCAUGAGCGGGCUCUUCCUCUUCAGCUGCGUCGCCCACAGGGCGACACAUAAGGGCCCCAUGCACUGGCCGGUCCUCGGCAUCAUCCCCACCCUCUUCCUCCACCUGAGCAACGUCCACGACUGGAUCACGGCGGCUCUAUCGCACGCCGGCGGCACCUUCUGGUUCCACGGCAUGUGGCUCGGCGGCGCCCACGGCGUCGUCACGGCGGACCCCGCCAACGUCGAAUACAUCCUCCGCACGCGCUUCGCCAACUUCCCCAAGGGUAAGUAUUACAGGGAACGCUUCGUGGACCUCCUCGGCGACGGCAUCUUCAACGCCGACGACGGCGUGUGGCGCGAGCAGCGCCACACUGCCGCCUCGGAAAUGCACUCCGUCCGCUUCGGUUCCUACUCCGCACAGUCGAUCUCGUCUCUCGUACACGGUAAGCUCCUGCGGCUCCUCUCUCGCUUGGCUGCCACCGGCGAGGCCGUGGAUAUACAGGACGUGUUCCUCCGCUUCACCUUCGACAACAUCUGCAUGGCGGCGUUCGGGGUCGACCCGGGUUGCCUCGCCGUUGACCUACCGGAGGUGGGCUUCGCCAGGGCCUUCGAGCGGGCCACAGAGCUGUCCCUGUUCCGCUUUAUCGUUCCGCCGUUCGUGUGGAAGCUCAUGCGCCGGCUCGGCGUCGGCCCCGAGAGGGAGCUCAAGGAAGCCGUCCGAGUCGUCCACGAGUUCGCAGAGAAGACCGUGUUGGACCGUCGCGCCGAGUUCGUCUCCUCGGGGGACCUCCGAGACCGUUCAGAUCUCCUGUCUAGGCUCGUCGAAACCAAGGAAGAACCCGCCGCCGUAGCCGGCGAGAAGUUCCGAUUCUCCGACAAGUUAAUCAAGGACUUCUGCAUCAGCUUCAUACUCGCCGGGAGGGACACCAGCUCGGUGGCACUGGCGUGGUUCUUCUGGCUCAUUCACGACCGGCCCGACGUUGAAUCCCGCAUUCUCGAUGAGAUCCACUCGAUUAUCCGGCAGCGGGAAGAAAAACAAGAAAAACCUGGAGAUCUGGUGUUCGCGGUAGAGGAGCUGGGGAGAAUGGACUACCUUCAGGCGGCUCUGUCGGAGGCGCUGCGGCUGUACCCAUCGGUGCCGAUUGACUUCAAGGAGGCGGUGGAAGACGAUGUCCUCCCGGACGGAAGCCCAGUCAGGAGCGGGGCGAGGGUGAUCUACUCAAUAUACUCCAUGGCGAGGGCGGAAGCGCUGUGGGGAAAGGACUGCCGCGAGUACAGGCCGGAGCGGUGGAUCAGCAAAGAAACGGGGAGAUUCGCGGGGGAGAACCAGUUCAAGUACCCGGUGUUCAACGCUGGACCGAGGCUCUGCGUGGGUAAGAAGUUCGCCUACCUUCAGAUGAAGAUGGUGGCGGCGGCGGUGCUGCUCAGGUACAAGGUGAGGGUGGUGGAGGGGCAGGUGGUCGAGCCCAAGCUGACCACUACCCUCUACAUGAGGAACGGCCUCCUCGUCACCUUCAAACCAAGAGAGAGAAACCUCUCUGACGUCGGGCCUUGA
Molecule: messenger RNA, 1602 nt
Organism: Spirodela intermedia
Lineage: Eukaryota; Viridiplantae; Streptophyta; Magnoliopsida; Alismatales; Araceae
Source: the annotation of a GenBank genome assembly